UCCACUUUCUUUCUGCUUUGCCACUACGUGAACUGUGUGAGGGACAGAGGGAGAUGGGAAGUGAAGGACAAAGAGAGCAAUUAAACCAUGCUUUAAUUGGAUAUCUCAACACAGUUCAUGAAACUCUUCAGGUGUUGGAUCAAACAGCAGCCUCAUCUUCUGAAAAAGUCAGCUGGAAUGAGGUUAUUCAAAUGGGUGAACAGCUUUCCAAACAAGCCACUAUGGUUGGAAUGCUUUGGAAUGGAGAAAAAGUGGAAGUGAAAGCCCUGGAGGAAAACAUGGCUGCAUACUUUAAUAUCCUUCAGGGUCUCCUUCUUCUCUCCCAUGGAAGUACUGUGGGAGCAGGGCCUACCCUUGCUUCCUGCAUUCAUGCAUCAGUAAAGCAAGUCGUUGACUGUAGUUUCAUGUUAAUGAAAGAGUCAGUCUCUUCAUAUGGUUCUAGCAUUAAAACCCAAAAUCUAUCAAUUCCACAGUUGGUAGGCACAGUCUGGGAAUCUUGUUCUGCUCUUAAGAAGACCCCUUCAACAAAUGUCACUGCAAUAGGGCGUGCAAUGACUCAGGUCACUGUCUCAAUCAAGGAUGUUCUUCGCGAAAUGAAGGAACUGAAGGCAGCUUCCUCUGAUCUGGAAGAGGAAUUCAAGGAUAAGGCUUCUGAGGAAGCAGAAAGCAAACUUGAGAGUGAUGAUUCAGAUGCUGAUGAUUUGGGCAAUGACCUUUCACCUGAAGAAAUGAAGAUUGCUCAGUUGUCUACUGCAGUUGUUUCUGAGACACUAGCUGUCGUAAACAAACUUAUUCGUGCCAUCAUAGGCUUACUCAAGCAGGAAAACCAAGGAGCUUUUUCUAAUUCCACAGAUUCUCUGGAAAGACUAUUGAACUUAUGCCAAGCUAUUGGAUCUCAGGUUGACGAGCUUGGAGCUUGUCUCUACCCCCCACAGGAAAUCCUUGUGAUGAAGGCUGCAUUGGAAAAAAUUUCUGGAGCUGUUGGUGAAAUUCAAAUAGAGUUGGAACGUAUUAAAGGCUCUUCAGAAGAUUUUGUUCAAGCGUGCACAAAUUUGAAGAGCCUGAUAAGACAGCUAGAAUCUGAAUUAGGAUGCUCUAAUGCAAAUGAUUUGUUAGUUCCUAAAAUGGAGAACCUCGUUGUUAAUAGCUAGUCAUGCCUUGCUACAAGCCUGUUGGUUGAGACUCACACCCAGAGUUAAUGAACAUCUAUCUGCAUAUUCACUGGAAAUCUUCUCUGGGCACUGAUGCUGUACAUAAAUGAAAGUUUUGAACUUGGACCAAACGACUGUUUCAAGAGGGAUAAAGAAGAGGAGCUAUUAUACAAGCAAUACGAGGAAGAUGAUCUCUCUCUUUUCUUUUCUUUUAUUUUUGUCAUAGACCAUUAGACGAAUGAGCUUGAAUUUGUCUAGCAGCAGACUGAGGUUCACAAAAAUUGGAGGUUGUACAUGCAGGCCACUUUCAUGCUUCCUGUAUUUUGGUGUAUGAGGGUCUUUUUAGCUUUGUAACAGAGUCACUCUUGAUGAAGAUUGCAAGAACACUUUCCUCA
This is a messenger RNA of Coffea eugenioides, 1546 nucleotides long. RefSeq lists its product as uncharacterized. The coding region runs from base 54 to 1151 and encodes 365 amino acids. Gene Ontology annotation, biological process: regulation of cell cycle. Gene Ontology annotation, cellular component: nucleus. The transcript is spliced from 4 exons. The record is from RefSeq and is a predicted model, not a curated record. Lineage: Eukaryota; Viridiplantae; Streptophyta; Magnoliopsida; Gentianales; Rubiaceae.